AAAUCCAAAUGAGGCAAAAAUCAGCCGGGUUGGGUAUGUGCUGGUGUUCUCAACGAUGGAAAUUUAAGGUUUCCUACUUACUAAACUCAAGUUUUAAGCUGAAGUUUUUCAAGUAACUUAAGUUAGUCGUCACAAUUAUAAAAAGUACAAAUUAAAAGGAACAUGCAUGUGGCUGAUUCCUUUUUCAAGUGAGAACAUUAGGAAGGAUUACGCAUAAAGUUAACCAAUUACUCGACCAGUAAUUAAUUAUGCCGGUUGUUAUGAGUGAAUUGUGAUUGUGUCAUCUUUAAUGUUAUGGACAUUGUGGAGACAUACUGUAGUCAAAAUGUCUGACCUUGCUGCAAUCACGUACAAUUUAAAUCGUGUUCGAGAACUGGUCAGAGCGGCUGCAGAUUGUCGAUCUCAGGAGUUACAACAAGCAUUCCCGAUUCCAAGACUUGUCGCCGUGAGUAAGACCAAACCUAAGGAAUGUAUUAUACAAGCUUACAAGGAUGGACAACAACAUUUUGGGGAGAACUAUGUUCAAGAAUUAGUCGACAAGGCGUCAGACCCUCAGCUGCAACAAGAAUGCUCAGAUGUCAAGUUUCACUUUAUCGGCCAUCUUCAAAAGAAUAAGAUUUCUAAGUUACUUUCAGUCGUGGAAAAGCUCUUUGUCGUCGAAACUAUCGAUUCGGAAGGAUUAGCCCAAAAUUUAAAUGAUGCUUGUGAACGACGAGGAAUUACAGAGCGAUUAAACAUUAUGGUUCAAGUUAACACAAGUGGAGAAAGCACCAAGUCCGGAGUGCCACCAGAAAGUUGUGGAAAACUGGUCCAGUAUAUCGGCGAACGAUGUCCGAAACUUAAUUUCUUGGGGUUGAUGACAAUUGGAGCCUAUGAGCAUGAUCAUGAACCAAACAAAGAUUUUAUUAUGUUGUCCGAUAUUCGUACCAAAAUUUGCAACGAACUCAACAUGAAAAUUUCUGCAGUGGAGCUAUCAAUGGGAAUGUCAGCGGAUUAUGAGGAAGCGAUUCAACUCGGAAGUAGUAACGUUCGUGUUGGGUCCAUUAUUUUUGGGCCCCGUUUACCCCCUCCUACUUCUAGCUAAAGUAGUUUCCUGUGCAGGACUAAAUUACUAUGUUAGUUAAAUUAAGGUCCUGUAAACCUGAUUAAAUUGUAUCAAAAGAUUUAUUUCUUGAAUUAUACAGAAUUUAAAACGAA
This is a messenger RNA of Folsomia candida, 1197 nucleotides long. RefSeq names its product pyridoxal phosphate homeostasis protein. The coding region runs from base 290 to 1084 and encodes 264 amino acids. Gene Ontology annotation, cellular component: intracellular anatomical structure. NCBI's taxonomy places the organism in Eukaryota, Metazoa, Arthropoda, Collembola, Entomobryomorpha, Isotomidae. The transcript is spliced from 6 exons. Gene Ontology annotation, molecular function: pyridoxal phosphate binding. The record is from RefSeq and is a predicted model, not a curated record.